AUGGCUGAACUUUUGCUCUCUGCAACCCUUCCUUUGUUGUUUGAAAAACUGUCUUCCCCUGAGUUGUUCAAUUAUUUUGCAAAUGAAGAAGGGGUUCGUUCAAAGCUGAAGAAGUGGGAAAGGAAGCUACUGAAGAUUGAGGCGGUGCUCAGCUCUGCAGAAGAGAAGCAACUGACGAACAAGGCUGUGAAACUGUGGCUCGAUGAACUCCAAGACUUGGCUUAUGAUGUAGAGGAUUUACUGGAAGAGUUUUCCUAUGAAGUUUCACGUCAGAACUCCAUUGAUACCCCUUCUUGUUUCAAUCAUUUCACUCCUCGUGCUGUGAAGUUUGAUGUCACUAUGCGAUCCAAGAUGAAAGAUAUCAAUGGCAGAUUCGAAGAGCUCUAUAAAGAAAGAGUUGAACUUGGAUUGAUGCACGAGACUUAUGGAGGGACAUCAAGUAUUGCUGCAUCUACUCAACAAGGAGUAGAUCCAAGACCACCCACUUCCAGUCUACCAACUGAAGAAGCUGUUUAUGGGAGAGGUGAAGACAAAAAAGAAAUACUUAAGAUGGUGUCAAGUGAUAAACCAAUUGAUGCCAACUUUGGUGUGAUAGCAAUUGUGGGCAUGGGAGGACUCGGCAAAACAACACUUGCACGGGAGGUGUACAAUGACAAGGAAUUGGAACAUCUCAAGUUCGAGAAAAAAGCAUGGGUUUCUAUCUCAGACGAUUUUGAUGUAAUGAGAAUCUCGAAGUCAGUUCUCGAGUCAAUAAAUCACACAACCAACAAUCUAAAUAGUUUAAAUGAAAUACAAGAUAAGUUGAAAAAGAAAAUAAGUGGAAGAAAAUUCCUGCUGGUCUUAGAUGACGUUUGGAAUGAAAGAGAGAGUUUGUGGGAAACCUUCAAGUCUCCAUUCAAAGAUAGUGCACGGGGAAGUAAAAUAAUUGUAACUACACGCAAUGAAGGAGUUGCAGUAACAGUGAGAUCCUCUGAAACUCAUAAAUUAAAGACUCUUUCAGAUGAUGAAUGUUGGAAUUUGUUUAUGAAGCAUGCACCUUCGACUGGUAUGGAUACUAACGCUCUUGGGAAAUUUCGUGAACGUGUUGUUAAAAAGUGUGGAGGAUUGCCCUUGGCAGCAAAGACUCUGGGUGGUCUUCUACACUAUGAGCCGAAAGUUGAUGCAUGGGAGAAUAUAUUAAACAGCAGAGUAUGGGAUUCAACUAACGGAAAUGACAUCCUUCCCGUGUUAAGGUUAAGUUACCGUCAUCUUCCUCCACAUCUUAAAAGAUGUUUCUCUUAUUGUGCAAUUUUUCCUAAAGAUUAUGAGUUUGAUGAGAAAGAACUUGAGCUUUUGUGGAUGGGAGAAGGCAUUAUUCAACAGUCAGAUAAGCACCUAAAUUUGGCUGGUGAGUAUUUUCUUCAUUUAUGUUCAAGGUCACUUUUUGAACAAUCAAGUAACAAUAGUUCUAAGUACGUAAUGCAUGACCUUGUUCAUGAUCUAUCACAAUCUGUUUUUGGAGAAAUCGGUUUUAGAUAUGAGGAAACCAUUUCUAUGCUACCAAAAAAAUUUGAAAGGACUCGUCAUUUUUCUUAUAUUUCUAAAUAUUAUGAUGGAAAAAAUAUGUUCAAGGACUUGGAAAAAUUGAAAAGUCUAAGAACAUUUUUUCCAGUAUUUAUGAGUCCUUAUGAUCCGUAUGACCAAAGGUACAUAGAUGCUACAAUUAUUUUUAAUUUAUUGCCGCAUUUGAAGAAGUUAAGAGUGCUAUCCUUAGAAAGAUACAUCAUCACACGUUUACCAAAUUCAAUCGGAGGCUUGAUACAUCUAAAGUAUCUCAAUUUGUCUAACACUAAGGUCAAAAGUUUGCCUAAGUCAAUCAGCUCAUUACUUAACUUGCAAACUUUGCUACUAAAAGAUUGUUCUCAUCUUUUGGAGUUACCUUCCAAGAUGAGAUAUUUGACUAAUCUAUGUCAUCUUGAUAUUAAAGGUGCAACUUCAUUAAAUGGGAUGCCGUCUGGUAUGAAAGAGUUGAAAAACCUCCGAAUGUUGUCUAAUUUUAUUGUGGUCAAAGGGAAGAAUUUCAAUUUGAAUGAUUUGAGGAAUUUAACAUUUCUUAAAGGAGAGCUUCACAUUUCCAAAUUAGAGAACGUUAGUCAUCAAAACCAAAUUAGAGAGCCCAUACUAAAAAAUCUGAAAGAUUUAGAAAUAUUGUUGCUAGAAUGGGGAUCUCAAUCUGAUGGCUCGCCGAAUGAGGAAGUAGAAACACAUGUUCUUGAGAUGCUAAAACCUCAUAGCAAUUUGAAAGAACUUGUAAUCAAGUGCUAUGGUGGUGCAUGUUUUCCAUCUUGGUUAGGAGAUUCGUCAUCGCUCUCCAAUGUGACAGCCCUUAAAUUAGAAAAUUGUAACAACUGUGAAAGUUUGCCUUCACUCUGGAUGUUGAGCUCACUUAAAGACCUAACCAUUAAAGGGAUGAAGAGACUAGAAAAAAUAGAUUUCGAGAUGCUUUUCAAGUCAUUAGAGCUUCUUCAUUUUCAAAAUUUGCAAGAAUGGCGGUGUUGGAACACUAAGAGAGAGAAUGAGGAUGUUGAAACAUUCCCUCUUCUCCGAGAGCUUUCCAUUGUUGAAUGUCCGAAACUUGUUGGAGAAUUACCUAUCAGUCUUCCUUCAUUGGAAAGGCUUUCUAUUCUAUGGUGUCCAGAGUUGAAGGCUUCAAUUUCAAGUGUUCCAUCGCUAUGCAAAAUAGAAAUUAAUGAUUGCAAGGAAGUGGUGCGUCAUACUACCAUAUCUACUGAAUUCUAG
This is a messenger RNA of Pistacia vera, 2778 nucleotides long. RefSeq names its product putative disease resistance RPP13-like protein 1. Lineage: Eukaryota; Viridiplantae; Streptophyta; Magnoliopsida; Sapindales; Anacardiaceae. The transcript has a single exon. Gene Ontology annotation, molecular function: ADP binding. The coding region runs from base 1 to 2778 and encodes 925 amino acids. The record is from RefSeq and is a predicted model, not a curated record. Gene Ontology annotation, biological process: defense response to other organism.